GCCCUGCUGCAGAGCGCGGCAGAGAGGCUCGACGAGCACCACGGCUCAUCCUCGGGACCGACGGUGCCGCAGCCUGAUGAACGACAAGCACGGGUUCUCCACGGGCCGCGUGAACCAACGUGGGGCUGCCCCAGCUGCGGCACGAGUUCAAACUGGGCUUGCCGCAUCGUCUGCCGCUGCGGCAAGGCGGCCCCCUUGUACGUGGUGCAGAAGGCAAGGAAAGCAGAGCAGAAAACCAAGGAGUCAGGCAAGAGCGGUUCACCUGCGACGAAGUCGCCUUCGAAGUCCGUGGGUGGGGCGGGCCUGCGGUCCACCCUGGCGCCCUGGGCUCCCGAGGCCAAGGAGAUGGCCAAAAUGCAGAACCAGCUCAAGCAGCUCCUCGCAGAGAACAAAAAACUCAAGAAGUAUAACGGCAAGGCUUCGGACAUGGAGAUCGAUGAAGGUGAAGAUGGAGACAACGUGGCGGCGUCGUCAUCGGUCGCGCAGCGUACGGAGCUACAGGCGAAGAUCUCCAAGUACGAGCAGACCAUCAAGAUGUACAAGGACGAUGGCGAGGACGAGCUGGUGCGUGACCUUGAGAAGAAGCUGGCGGCGACCAAGCUGCAGGUCCAGUCGCUGCGCACGCCUGCCAUGGCCCACAAGCAGUGCACGCAGAAGCUUCAACGGGCUCAGAAACAGAUCAGCACGGCGAAGAAUGACCUGCAUUCCUUGCAGCAGAAGCUGGAGAAGGUUCAGAAGGAGCUGGACGAGAAGAAGGAUUUCCUGGAGAGCAAGAUCGGCGAGGAGCAGGUUCUCACGAUGCAGCUCGCUGGGCACGCGGCAAAGCUCAGUGGCACGGCAGAGGCUGGCCUGGAGGUGCCCCCCGACAUCCUGCGGCUCGACACCGAGCUUCACCAGCUCAAGUCGGACCCCGACCUGCUGCAGUUCUAUACUUCGUUCUCGGCAAACCCCUUGUUCGCCAAGAUGGAGGAGCUGUGCAGGCAGAACAUGGCGGCCAAACUUGCUCAGGAGCUCCACCGAGCCAUGCACCAGGGCAAGAGCGAGGGCGACGCGUCCGCCAGCCCCGAGCAGCUUGCCGAGAUGGUCGCAAACAUCCAGGUGAUUGAGCCCCACUUCAUCGAGACGCACAACGCGAACCAAGGGAAGCAGACGCUUAAGAAGAGGCUAAGCUGCACCAAGUCCCUCAUCGUGCUCGCGCAGGCGAUAGGGUGCCACGACUGGGAGUGCGAGGCCCUCAGCUCUUGGUGCGCCAGCAACAAGUGGAACGUCAUGGUUGUGCCAGGCGCCCCUACUGCAGGCAAGCUCCCCGCGGCAGGUCUGGCUAUCUUUGCGCGUGGAGACAUCGGGCUACGGGGGCCGAUUUACCCUGCGACGAGCCCUGCAGCAUGGAGGUCCACUGUCAACGAUCAGAUAUCCUUUGGCAGCGAGCUGGUACCGUUUCGGGCCCAACAUGCAGUGGCUGAAGUUCCUGGGUGGCCACCGCUCAACAUCUUCAACAUCUACCUGCGCACGGGCGAGGGAAUGUCCCUGAAGAGUGCCAAGAUCCUCGUGAACGUGGGGCUGGCGAUGGCAGGGCAGCCGAACCCUUCCGUCAUAGGUGGUGACUGGAACAUGACGGCGGCGGAAAUCGAGGCAUCUUCGUUCACGGCUCACGCCCAGGUUUCACUGCUGGUGCCCAAGUCCAUCACAUGCAGGACGGCGACGGCCAACUCGGUGAUCGACUAUUUCGCUUUCACCUCGGGGGCCAUGAGGCUCGUGAAGGCCAUGCAAGCGGACAUGAAAUGGGCAAUCAAACCACAUCGGCCAGUGGUCGUGGAGCUUGCUACGAUGGGCAAGCGGAUGAUGUACCUCACCUACGUGGGCGGGGGCAAGAUCGCGGCGCCCAAGCAGGUGGGGCCCAUGCUGCAGGACGAGCACGACUGGGAGCUCGAGAGAAGCUACGCUGAGGGUGCUGCGGAGAUGGCCUUGUCUGGCUCGGUGGGCGCUGCCUGGCGACUACUGUCUACCGCGUGGGCUCGGUUUGCUGCGCAGGCGGCUAUCAGGCUUGGGCAUCUCACGGGCACCCCAAUCCAGGCGUACUCAUACGGUGGUUACUUACGACCAAAGUGGGUCUCUUACAUGUAUGAAGGGUCGGACCCAGAAGGCAUCCAGGCUGUAGCUGACGGCUGGAAGUGGUAUGAGGGUGCGCUCUCAGUGAUAGCGAAGCUCCAGUCCCACCGGCCCUCGGUCGAUGCCGACAAGCUGCAAGAUGAGAUCAAUGGAUUCGUCGCCACCGACUACGCUGGGCAAGGUGUCAGUCAGCGUCUGGAUGCCGCAGUGGCUCACGCUCGGCGGGCACUCGCGGCACCGAACACCUCAGCGCAGGACCUCAUCAACAUGAUCGAGGAGGCGGCGGAGGACAUCGGCAUGGCUAAGCAAGCAGCGGACCCUGACAGCGCUCAGCGGCGGAAGCAAUGGAAUGGAGCUGGACGGCUACACCGAGUGACGAAGUACCAGGACGUUCAGGAACCCACGAUAGUUGAAGAUGCUGAAAACGUGCACAUCCAACUAUGGCGAUCGACGUCCACAGCGCCACCAGCUUGGGUACCUAACAGAAGCAGCCUUCCGAGAGCGACGGCGUCGGCCAUCAAGCGAGCAUCAGCGAUGUUCUCGACGCGCACGUCUGGCACCUUGGAUGGUAUCCACCCGUCGCACUACCAGCACUUGUCUGACGCUGGCUUAGAGGUCCUCAGCGCGCUGUGGGAAGCCAGCGAAAGGAUUGGACUGUGCCCCAAGCAGCUCGCGUGGAUGGUCAUGCCGAUGCUACCGAAAGCGGCAGGUGGCCAUCGCCUCAUCAUCCUCUACCCGCCCAGUUAUAGGGUAUACCAGCGUGCGAG
Prorocentrum cordatum is the source of this 2876-nucleotide messenger RNA. The record is from the annotation of a GenBank genome assembly. NCBI's taxonomy places the organism in Eukaryota, Dinophyceae, Prorocentrales, Prorocentraceae.